Messenger RNA from Oryzias latipes (Japanese medaka), 3027 nucleotides. RefSeq names its product leucine rich repeat containing 75Ba (gene lrrc75ba). NCBI's taxonomy places the organism in Eukaryota, Metazoa, Chordata, Actinopteri, Beloniformes, Adrianichthyidae. The record is from RefSeq and is a predicted model, not a curated record.
CGGACCCUCCACGUUACACAAACCCAAACAGCAGCGUAAAGCAGAGAGGAUGAAGUGGCCGGUUCGCCUUCAUUAUCAUCCGAGUCGGGCACACGUAUUCCACGGACGGAGAGGUGUAAAUUGUGCUCGGGUGCACGAGAGGGGGCAAAUGAAUCUGACCGCUGUGGAAUAAUCCUCUGCAAGGUUCUCCAGCGCAAAUACUACGGCGCUGUCCUCCCCACCGAGGAGCAUCCAGACAGGAAGCACACAGGCUCGUGUCCUUUUGUUAAAUGUUCUAGUAGCAUCCCUGACACCAUCUGCAUCCGCGCGGCGACGACAACAACAACAACAAUCUAGCAUGGGCUCCAGACUGAGCAGGCAGAACAGCCUGGACAACGAGAAUUUCUCCAAGAAGCGACGCAAGCUUCUGCGCGGCGCCGGAGAGAGCGACAGGGGCAGGCGGAGCGGCGGAGAUUUUUUGUUUGCACUGAUGCUGAAAUCGGACAAACUGCCGGGGAUGCUGCGGAGGACGAACCACAGCCCCUACAUGAGGCGAGUGGCGUGGAUUAAGGAGAUCCAGAAGCUGCUGCGACAGCGCCGGAUGGAGCAGGCGACCGACGUGCUCAGAUUGCUGAGAAAGGAUCUGGGGUUGGAAGGCACAUCCCUGAAUGACAUCCUGUACAAAAACGCUGCCUUCCUAAAUCUAGUGGACCCGAUCUCACACGAACUUCUGGUCGGCUUAGCUCGAGAGAUGCAGUGUCCGAAAAAGGACGCAGACAUUAUAAAGUCUGCUGAUAAGAUUUGUAGACAGUUGAUCUACCACCUGACCCCUCAUUCAAAGUGGCUGAGGCAGAGCAUGUCCAGACGGAAAUCCCAGGCCUGUCUCAAGACGACCCUACAGAAGAAACUGUCCAGUGACACUGUAGACUUGUCUGGAAUCCCUCUGUCCCCUCGUGAUGUCCGGCAAGUUGCUUUUUACCUCCAAAACAACAGAGACAGUGUGAUGGCUGUGGACAUCAGCUUUACAGACCUUCAGGAUGAGAGCCUGAGGCUGCUCCUGCCGCUUCUGGCCUCGCUGCCCAAACUCAGCACCCUGGCUCUUAACGGUAACCGCCUCACGCUGGGUAUUCUUAAAGAUCUGACGGAGUUGCUCAAAGACCCCCAGAAAUUCUCCAGUUUGGCGUGGAUUGACCUGGGCAACAAUGUGGACAUUUUCACCAUGCCUCAACCGCUUCUGGUCGCUCUACGCCGACGCUGCAGCCUGAAGAGCAGCCUCCCAACCAUCUAUGAGUACACAGAAGGUCAGCCCUACUGCUACCACAUGGAGACUUCUAUCGAGGAGCCCAGCCACUAUGAGGAGGAAGAGGAAGAGGACGAUGAGCUAGAGAAUAAAUUUGAGUUGGAGCCGUGGGGUUUGGGAGAAAAGCAACUCUCCAAAGACUUCACAUUCCACUAUUGUGAGAGGUGAUGGAGUGUUUUUUUCUCUGGGCUUAUCCGGCUGUGAUUAAAAUGUCUCACAGCACUCUCUUAUGUCCUUCACCUUUACGACCUCACACCACGAGCCCAGUCACGAGGGAGACCAGUGCCCACAUUGUAAACUUCUCGUCCUGACACAGCUACCAAGCUACUCCUAACCAUCUCUGAGUUACCCACACAAGAUAGUUACAUUGCUGUGGAUGGUGGACUUACUGUGUUGGUGCUCUUGGAAACAAGAUGUGGUUUCAUUGGAGGGUGGGCUGGAGAAGUUAGAGAACAAGCUUUCCCUCCCUCUGUUUCUCCCCCUCUGUUGUUCUUUCUCUGGGACAGUGGCAGCCGAGGAGCCAGUCUCAAGCAGAUGUGAUUUAGUUGGUCAGUUGAAUCAGCAGCAUCCCCGCGGCAGCUGAAGUGGGACUUGUGUUGGUCUGGAAACCGUGUUUCUGGGUUCUCUACUAGGGCUGAGGCUGUCUCUGGCAGGCAGGGCCUAGCUCUGCAUUGUGUGUUCUCUGUUAAUCUCUCAACAAAAGCUAUGACACAAGUUCAACAGACUAUACAGCCGACAACCCAUCACGUGACACCUGGAAAACUGCUAGGUCGACUUUUUGCCUUUUCCCCCCCUUUCCAAAUGUCCACUUGUGAAUGCCCCAGCACCCCCUUGUGUCGUUGUAAACAAGGACACAAAACACCGCUCUGUUGUGUUUCCAUUGGCUAUUUUGUGAACUUUGGUGAACAAAGAAAUCUUAGAAGAAAACAGGUAGGACUCAUCAAUGAAUAGCUGUCAGUGUUUUUGUACUGGCCUAAGAGCCUGAUAUCCACCUUUGUAAUUACUGAGCUGCUCUAAUCACCACAGUGUUUCAGUGCAUUUGUGAGACAACAGACAGAUGUUAAUCUGGGCUGCUGAGCUGUGCCCAAAAUCCUACUGCUGUUUGUCUCCACACGUUUGUCGACCUUUCCAUGUGUUAUUGCAGUGGUCCUGACACACAUCUGUGAGAGCUGGCUUUCUGUUAUAGUCUGUCUGCAGUAGCAAAACACUCCAAUGCACUUUAAAGCACUAUUUUGUUCAAAAUAUUUAAAUGGCUGAGAUUUGCAAAAGCAGAUUUUGAAAGUAUACCUCCUCGAAGUGACAUGAUGACGUUAUGACUGCUAAAUGUAAGAAGGAACAUGGACAUUACCUAAUAUAUAAUAAAUGUUUUCUUGCAUUAUACCUGUUUGUAACCGUCCAAUUGCGUCUGUAAUUGUCUUAUUGCUGCGUGUUUUGUCUGUCAUUUCUGUAAUUGUAAUGACUUUGAGUACUAUGAAAUCCAGCGGACCCCCUGCCCAUGUAAGCCUGAGUGGUAGACAAAGAAGACGUGAUGGAUGAGAAUUCACAAGAAACUAAUUUGUUUAUGAAUUUUGCUCCCAUGCGGAAGUAGCACCAUUUACAUGGAAUGUGUUAGAUGAAUGUUUUUUUGAACUCUGCACACUUGUGUCCACUGGGUUUAAAGUUUUUGUUUUGUGUGUCAGUGUUGAACUUUUCCCUGCGUGUACUUGUCUCAAAAUAUGACUGCCAAUAAAAGGACUGAUCCAACCUGA